Molecule: messenger RNA, 11471 nt
Organism: Triplophysa dalaica
Lineage: Eukaryota; Metazoa; Chordata; Actinopteri; Cypriniformes; Nemacheilidae
Gene: ankrd52a
Product: ankyrin repeat domain 52a
Exons: 28
Coding region: 116-3331 (1071 amino acids)
Molecular function (GO): protein binding
Source: RefSeq, a predicted model, not a curated record
GCCUCACCAGCUAAAGACUCGCGCAUCACGUCUGCAAUCGCAACACUGGUUGUUUUGGUUUUUCGGCCUCGAUUACUUACCGAUGAGGGACUUUCGGCCCGACUGACACAGGGAGAUGGGGGUACUUAAUAUCGUAGACCAGUCGCCUCUGGUCCAGGCCAUAUUUAACCGGAAUUUAGAUGAAGUGAAGUUGUUUUUGCACAAGAAAGAUGAAGUCAAUGCACUGGACCAAGAGCGUCGCACACCUCUUCAUGCUGCUGCCUGGCUGGGAGACGUUCAAAUAAUGGAGCUUCUCAUAACUGCAGGCGCAAAUGUCAAUGCAAAGGACCACGUGUGGCUAACACCAUUACACAGAGCAUCUGCUUCCAGAAAUGAGAGGGCUGUGGGCCUGCUGCUUAGAAAGGGAGCAGACGUGACUGUACGGGACAAGUUCUGGCAGACACCGCUGCACAUUGCGGCGGCCAACCGAGCCACACGUUGCGUCGAGGCCCUGCUGCCCCACGUGACCAGCCUGAACAUGGCGGACCGGACAGGCAGAGCGCCCCUGCAUCACGCUGCUCUGAGUGGAUACCAGGAGAUGGUUAAAUUGCUGCUGAACAAGGGAGCCAAUCUGAGUGCCAGUGACAAAAAGGACAGGCAGCCUAUUCACUGGGCUGCGUACCUCGGACAUCUGGAGGUGGUUAAGCUGCUGGUGUCUCAGGGCUCAGAUAAGACCUGUAGGGAUAAGCGGGGAUACACCCCUCUUCACGCUGCUGCUGCCAGUGGCCAUGUUGACGUGGUCAAGUACCUGUUACGUAAUGGAGCUGAGAUUGAUGAGCCUAAUGCCUUCGGAAACACUGCUCUCCAUGUGGCCUGCUACACUGGACAGGAGUCCGUAGCCAACGAGCUGGUCAAUCGCGGGGCCAACGUUAACCAGCCCAACCACCGUGGCUACACACCCCUGCACCUGGCUGCGGUGUCCACUAACGGAGCGCUCUGCCUGGAGCUGCUGGUUAAUAAUGGGGCUGAUGUCAACAUGCAGAGUAAAGAAGGGAAAAGUCCUUUGCACAUGGCGGCCAUUCAUGGACGUUUCACUCGCUCUCAAAUUCUCAUUCAGAACGGUGGGGAGAUAGAUUGUGUGGACAGAUAUGGCAAUACUCCUCUUCAUGUUGCUGCUAAGUAUGGCCAUGAGCUGCUUAUCAGUACUUUAAUGACAAACGGGGCUGACACAGCCAGGCAAGGGAUUCAUGGAAUGUUCCCUCUACACUUAGCUGUCCUUUACGGGUCCUCUGACUGUUGUCGUAAGCUACUUUCCUCAGGUCAGCUGUACAGCAUUGUGUUGUCGAUGAGUAAAGAGCACGUGCUCUCAGCCGGGUUUGACAUUAACACCCCAGACAACUUUGGGAGGACCUGUCUUCACGCUGCUGCCUCUGGAGGAAACAUUGAAUGUCUUAAUCUGCUCUUGAGCAGUGGAGCGGACAUGAGUAAAAAGGACAAGUUUGGGAGGACGCCUUUGCACUAUGCGGCUGCUAAUGAGAGGUAUCAGUGUGUGGUCGUGCUGGUGGGAGCGGGGUCAGAGGUCAACGAGCGGGACCGUUCUGGCUGUACACCUCUACACUACGCUGCAGCAUCCACUGCGUUCUGCAGAACGGACCGAGCCCAUGCCAGCACCCAUCAGAACCAAGAGGACAGGGGCAAAGAGUCUUUCUUGUGUGUGGAGCAUUUGUUGGAUAACGGUGCCGAUCCGUCUCUGUGCAACACUAAGGGAUACAGUGCCGUGCAUUACGCAGCAGCCCACGGCAACAAACAGAACCUAGAGCUGCUUUUGGAAAUGUGCUUCAACACUCUGGAAGAGAAAGAGAGCAAUGAGCUUGUUAGCCCACUACACUUGGCGGUGGAUUCGGGUCACUGGGAAUGCCUGACCGUGUUAAUAGAGUCUGGAGCAUGCGUGGAUGCGUGUGACCCGGCGGGCCGCUCUGUGCUGUAUUUAGCCUCCCAAAGAGGACAUGGCCGAUGCGUGGAACUCCUGCUCAGCCAAUCAGCAUCCUGCCAUUUUGCAGAGAACUGCAGCAAAUGGGGCCCGCUUCACGUGGCAGCUACCAACGGCCAUUCAGAAUGUCUGCGAAUGCUGCUCUGUAGUGAAGGUGGAGCCGAUCUUGUCAAUGUCACCGAUAUGGAGGGACAAACGCCACUGAUGCUGGCGGUGUUGGGGGGGCACACUGACUGCGUGCAUCUGCUGUUGGAACGGGGGGCAUGCCCUGAUGUGAAAGACAGGAGAGGAAGAACAGCCUUACACAGAGGGGCGGUGAUGGGUCGGGAGGACUGUGUAACCGCCCUGCUCUCCCAUAGCGCCUCGGUCCUCAGCAGAGAUGUUCAGGGGCGAACCCCGGUCCAUCUUGCUGCUUCUUGCGGCCACGCGGAUAUUCUCUCCAAUCUUCUUUCUGCUGCUGACCACUCCCAUCCCCAGGACCCAAUCACAGACCGCCACGGCUACACACCCACACACUGGGCGGCCUAUCACGGUCACGAAGACUGUUUGGAAGUUUUACUUGAACUUAAACCAUGUAGUAUCCAGGAGGGAAACCCCUUCACCCCACUGCACUGUGCUCUAAUUAAUGGCCAUGGUGGUUCUGCAGAGCUACUGUUGGAAUCCAGUGUUUGUAAUUCGCUGGUAAACAUCAGGGAUGCCAAAGGAAGGACCCCACUUCACGCGGCUGCAGUCGCUGAGGACGUGGCUGGGCUGCAGCUGGUUCUGCGGCACGGAGCUGACAUCAACGCCGUGGACCACUCAGGACGUUCUGCACUGAUGGUGGCCGCCGACAAUGGACAAAGCGGUGGCGUGGCCCUGCUGCUGCACAGAGCCAAAGCUGAUCUGUCCCUCCUGGAUGCUAACAAGAACACUGCCCUUCAUCUAGCCUGCAGCAAGGCUCAUGAAAUGUGUGCCAUGCUGAUCUUGAAGGAGAUCCACAACCCCAUCCUCAUAAACGCGACAAACAGUAUGCUUCAGAUGCCCCUCCACAUUGCUGCCAGGAAUGGUUUGGCCACCGUGGUUCAGGCAUUACUGAAUCGUGGAGCUACAGUGCUGGCAGUGGAUGAGGAAGGUCAUACUCCAGCCCUGGCUUGUGCAUCCAACAAAGCUGUCGCCGACUGCCUCUCUCUCAUUCUCUCGACCAUGAAGCCUUCCUCCUCCACGCCCCCCUCAUCCUCUCCCUCGUCGCCCAGCCUCAACCUGCUCAAGCACUGUGGCAUCACCGCCGCCUGUCCCCCCCUGCCCAACGGAGGACUUCUCCAUGGUUACGGCAAAGAUCGCCAUGGUGCUACCAUAGGCUUGGAUGGCUGCUUGACUGAGUGAGGCGUCCUUACUCGCUAAAACAACCCUCGACCGUGCGGUCACUCCUGUCCUCUCUACACACUUAGAUAAACCUAUAUGCAAUUACAGCCACACAUCUCUCCUGUGCCAGUAUCGAAGCGUUCCUUUACGUCUCGCUAGAGAGCAAACACGAGAGGACGGAUUUAGCUAUUUAUUUAUAGAUUUAUUCCCCCCGCCCCGUCCCAGACUCCCAUUUUUAACGCUGUCCAUUCAGUGUGAUUCUAAUAAGUGGAAAAGCUGAAUCUAAGCCAUCUGAUCGAACCAGUAUCCACCACUGAUGAAUCGGUCCUUUUUUCUUCGUUCCGGAUGAUUUGACUCGAUUAAUGUUAGAAUUAUGCAGGUCCGUGGUAACGGUGGUAAUGGAACGGUUUCCAUAUCAUGCCUCCUAUUUGCGUGACGCUGUGGCCUUCCGUAGGAAUUUACAGCCUGCCCUGAGGAACAAUUUAAACGGGUUACACUCGAUUUGCAUGAAUUUGCGGGACCAUGUAUUUGAUAGUGGUCUUGUGUGUGUGUGUGUGUGUGUGUGUGUGUGUGUUUGCGCGACAUCCACUUCUGUGCAAGAGUUUUUCAUCCCAUACUUGAUUCUCACAUUUUGAGGUUUUUAUGUGAGGCGCAAUCUGAUUUAGCACAGAUCAGGAUCAACAAAGCAACCGAACAGAAUCCUUUCUGACAUAAGGGAAAACCAUACUACCUUAAGCCAAAAGACCAGUGACCUCCCACUAGAGGGGUCAGAUAUAUAAUGCAUGUUUACUGUCAGAGGAAAGGGAGGGUGUUGGGAAUGUGUCCUAUUAGGUUUACAAUGAAGGCGUCUGCUAGUCCACAUCACUGUUUGUCGUUUGGCAGAAGAAAGUAAAGUUAUAAAUGUUAUGCUGCCAGGCACUGAAAUUAUGAAGAUGUUACACUAUUGAAAUAUAGAAAGCACAAAUUAUGUCAUUUAUCGAUACAGAUUGUUGAGACUACAGUUGUCAUACACAGCUCUUUGGACCUCCAUUUUUAUUUAUUUUUGUUGUUUUUUGGGGGGGGUUCACUUUUGGGUUGGCAGGGGCUCAUAAUAUAUCUUAAAUUAAAUUUACUACUUUGCUUUUUUGAUGAAUAUACUGCUUUUUUUUUGAUGGUGUAGUUUUUAGUGUGGACCUGCUUUUACAGUGCCUACGAAAUUAAUAUUUGGUCUGCUUAAGGCCCGGUCAGAGUUAAACGGACCAUAUUUGCUCCCUGCAAGUAUUUCUCUCGAAGAUUGACUAUAUAUAUAUAUAUAUAUAUAUAUAUAUAUAUAUAUCUCCAAUCACAAUUGUUAUUUCUGACUUGAGGGAGAUGAAAUAUGAAUUCAAAAAACAUUUAAGUUUAGACUCAUCGGGCCUUUCUAAAAUCACGGUGAUGGGAGCAGUCAUGGGUAUGACCAAAGUCGAUCGAAAUGCCAUUUUAUUAGGAACGAAAUCCAAAAUCGAAGACCCGACGCAAGUCGUUCACCCAUGCGCCCUCUUUAUGAAAUGCUUCCUUCUUGCCAAAGGUAGAUUAAAGUUAAGAUUGUGCUUCCAUUAGGUUGUUUCACCUAAAGCGCGAAAUAAGACCAUGUGAAUGAGUGUUGGAAACAUCCCUUUGUUUGUGCACCACAAACAGGCAAUAUAAGCUCAGUCACUAUUGAGACAAUCAGUUGAAAGGGCUUUUAAUUUUACCAUAGAUUUUCUUUUCGAGCGAAAGCAUCAACGAAAUUUCCCAGAUUAUAAAGAGCUACAAAGAAUCUUUCCUCCAUCCUAACCGAUUCAAGACGUCAAACGUGGACUUGUUCUCAAUACUGUUAAUUUCGUUACAGUAUAGCGGGAUCUGAAUGAUGUGGGUAGAGUAGCUUUGAAGUAUUGUAACUGAUAAUUGUAUGAAGAUGCGUAAGACAAACAGGCCGUGGUAAGAUGUUUUGAAGGCCAUGUGGAGAGUGCAUUUAUACCGAUUUCUCAUAAAGAAAUACUGAAAUGACCUCUUUUUUUGACUGCUUACACAAGACUCUAAUCCACGCAGGCCUGAUAUAAAGCACUUGGUUAUUCAAUAAUAUAAAAUAAAGAAAAAAUAUUGUGCAUAUUUAAACCUGUUCACAAGCUGCAAAUUUCUGACCUCUACUUGCAAGAGUGCAAUUGUGCAUGCGUGAAAAUCUGAUUAGAUUAGUUAUGUCGCAGUGUUUUGAGUUGUUAGUUAGUCAUGUCUGAAGGGGAAGAUCCCUCGUGGAGGAAAGUUUUGAUUCUCCUGUUGUUAUUUGCGCUUUGGUGGAGGGUUCUGGUGUGUGUGUAGAUGGCACAGGGUACGAUGAGGUGCAAGUCGAUGAUGAGCUUGUUAUUUGCACUGCCAGUAAGCACUGCUUAUAGUUGUACAAAAAAACUGAAUAUUUAUAUGUUUAGUUAGCUUGUCAUACCGCAUUUAGUAGGAAUAAGUGCCCGUGGAGCCUGCGAAGAGUUUUCAACCCGUUUCUUUUCGUGCAAGAUAAAGUACUGCUUUGAUUGUAUCUCGGAGCUAAUUUUUCUCUAUUUAUUCACGAUAGUAAUUCAUAUCCAGCCAAAACCAAUUAAUGUGUGCUUGUUUUUAACUGAUCAUUUGUAUCGUCUUAUUGGCAUUGCACUAGAGUAGUUGAAAUGUCUCGUCGAAUGUUUGCCGUGACAGUAGCAGCUCGCUUCGGUGUUGGUGCUGAUGUUGUGUGCGUUAGUUAGCGAAUGAAUAAUAACAACACAAACUUUCUAUCUAAUCGAACCCUUUUGGAACCUUUAAAAGACCGAGUUGGUGCAUUUGCUGUUUUCUGAACAAUAAGGGAACUAGUCACAAUGUUUAGUGCCAUAACCUUUUUCCUUUUUCUCAUUUUGAUACACUUGUAAAAAUGUGAAUGAAUGAUUCGGUUCUUGUGUGUGCGUCCAAGACCAUUACCAAAAUUAGAACAAGUCCAAACAAACAUAAGCUACUGUGCCCAUUAUAGAUAUUUUUGGAGAUGUCAAAUAUUGUAAAAUGCCAGUAAGUUCACAAUCAGAUUUAAAAAUGCCUGUUUAUUUGUGAGGACGCUGUAGGGAUGGAGCUGCCCUCCGCCCAUCGAUGUUGCAGCGAAGCCGGUUUUGAGUCAUUCAGUCAAAAUAAUAUUUUGACCAUUGUACCAUGUGGUCUGCGGUACAGUUCAUUGCAAAUUUGGUGGAUAGAAGUUUCUUUAUACGCAUUUAAAAAGCCUUAAUUCUUUAUUACCUGAAGGGCAGAUUUGAAAUUUACCAAAAUAAAACAUUUACUUCGUUUUUCUUAUUUCGUUCAGGAUUAACAAUUUUAAUUUUAUUACACAUCAUGCUCUCAAGGGCCAGCUUUCAUUGCCUGGUAUGACCAAUGUAUGAUGAUUGCAGUAAUUUCCAGGUGGUUCGAGCUGUAGUGAAACUGGAGUUAUCUGAAAAUUGUAACCAUUUUUGUUGGAAAGCAGAUAAACUGUAGCGCAGAUGAAUUAAUCUCAGUGUCCUUAUCGUACGCUCAUCCUUGCAUUUUGUAUUUAUCAAAUUGAUUUCUCACAAAGGUAUUAAUGGCUGAUAGAAUGUCUAUUUACCUCAGAGGACCAGCGUGUCCCUACUACUUGAAUCCGCAUCCACUUUAAGGCAAUACUCAAAACACCUGUUUCAUUAACCUACGUCUAGCUCCCGACUUUUUGCCUUAAGAGGAAACUGUAUCGUUCAGCAGACGCAGCACUUGAGAGAUUUUGUUAUCCUGGAAUCUCAUGUGGUGAGAUUCACAAGAAGCACAGUUAUAUACGUUGACUUGCUGAAACGUGUACCGUAAUGGCUUCUGGCCUCAAUAAGCAUUUUGGUGGGCUUUAUUUUUUUGCACUAGAAAUAUUAAAUUGAUUAUAGCGAAAAUCUGCAUAAAAUGUAAAGUGGUUGUUACAAAAUGAACACCGUAAAUGAUUCGACACAGAACAUUAAUGUUGCCCGUUGAAAAUUUAUUUUAUAUAUUCCAAUGUAAAUUUUCUCUCAGUUUUAUUUUAUUGUCUUAAAUGCAGCAUUAAGGUAGUUACAAGAAAAAAAUCUGCGGUCUUAUAAAUGCAAAUCUUUCUAACAAGGUAAGAGCACAAUAGUGAAUGUGCUAUACGUUAUUCCGCAAGACGUUUGGUCUGCAUUGUCUCGACGUGGCAAUCUUACCUCAUAAACUAGCUGUCCUUACUAUCUGUCGCGCUAUAUACACUGGUACGCGAGUUUCGAGUAGGUGAUAUUAGCUACGCAUGCUCCGUGCAACUGGAAUCCUAAGGUCGCGUUCCUGAGGCCUUACGAUGUGGAGAAUUUUUUUCAAGAGGUGCUCUUGAAUUCGCAUAGAUGAUGUCCCGGCUUACUCUGCUGAUCCGUUGAGUUUUUGUACUCGCUAAGCACUAACUGUUCGAAUCAUAAAUCUACUAGCGAAUGAUGUAAUCGGCUGCUUUUCGUUUCAUCGGCAGCUUGUUUUCAUAAGGCUAGUUAGUUAGAAGACCAUUAGAGCCUGACUGAAUGGCUGAUCUCACAGGGCAUGUAGGGUUCCCUUUAAAACACAUCCUUUCAUAUUUGACGAAAGCUAUGCAGGAAUAUUUUCGUUUCAAUCUCGCUAAUUUGCAUAGUGCCACCGGAGAUAGCCCAAGUGCUUCAUUUUCUGUUCAUCUGUAUAUCCGACACCUUGCUUGUUGGCUUCGGUUGAGAACACGACUGCUUUGCGUGGCAUGCUGCUAUUUUCUUUUUCUUCAUCUCUUUAAAGUACUACACUUUGUGACGAGUAUGUGGGAUUGUGCCUUUUGUUAUCAAGUACAUGCCACAGGGUAUGGUCUUCCAUUCAACACCUUUAGUGAGCCUUAUGAUUGAACAACUGUUGUACAUUUCAAAACCAGCCGCCAUCCGCGUAGUUGCGUUUCGAGCGGCCAAACAAGAGAUCGAAUUCGGCAGCACCGCAGAUAAACAUUUGUAAAUUGAAUUAAGUAAUAACGACAAAAAAAAUGUUGUCGAUUCUAGCUAGUGACCUGUUUGAAGUUUAUGGAAAAAAAACAUAUUUAGUUUUACAAGUGUGAAUUCUUUAGUGAAGUAGACGUGUGCCGUGUCGUUUUUGUGUGGUUAUGCAUUGGAGAUUAGUCGUAAUCCAGUGUCGCGUAGAAUGUUGGCAUGACUCCUUUUUGUCUAUGUUGUAUCGACGUCAAACGUAUCCACCUGAAAUGGACUGAAGUGCAAUAACUUUUCUGUGCGCCAUAGUAUCCUUAAAGGAGGAAAAUACCCUUUUGCGUUAUCCAUCUUUUUUUAAGCAGGGUGUUAGUUAUUUAUUUUUCGGAUUGUACAAAUUUCAACUCCUUCCUGCUUUGCCUACAGAAGUGGCACUUUCUUGUAGAAUGUACAAAGGACUUUGUGUAAACUGUGAUGGGUGUCAAGCCUUAUUGAUACUUGCGUUCAAGAAAAAUGGCGUAGGUGUUGGUUGAUGGGCUGAGGGUUCAGACAGUGGCGUUUUCCAGCCCCGCUCAAAGUCAGUGUCUGCUUUUGUGGCAAGUUUAGUGUAUUUUUUUUGAGUGUGUGUUUGUGUGUGUGUGUGUGUGUGGGGGGGGGGCGUUUAAAUCUGUCCAUUUACCUCUGACUGCUUAAAUUGAUACCAAAACGAAAAGUGUAUCGCCUAGAAAUACAAAUCGUUUUUAAUAGAGAUUUUUUAUCUUCAUUGUCACCAGUGACUUAUUCAGGGUUUAAUUUCCCCCCCACACAUUAAUUUAACUUUGGGCCAUAUGUUAUGCGGUACCAAAGAGCGUUUCGUUGUUGAUCUUUAGAUUGGGAUGUUUUUUUCUUGCUUUGCAGAUGUCUGAAUUACAUAAAGUCCCCAACAUUGUCAUGUAAUAUAUUUUAAAAGUAAUUUAAAAAAUUUUUUGGAACUCAUCAAACAUUCCUUCUGAAUGUCAUUGUAGAAAACAGAAAUACCGUUUAAAAGUUGUUGGUUUCUCCAUGACCGGGCGUCUUUUAGUGUUCUUCAGUAGUGUAGUCCGGAAUAAUUUACAACGUCCUUCAUUUUGGCCUCAAGCAAUCAAUGACUUCAUAUUCAAACCUUAAAAACAGGGAGCACACUGAGGGAAGAAUUAAAUAAUCUAGUAUUUCACAACAUAGGACCAAUGUUCGUCUCUGUAGAUAUGGCCACUUGAUUUCAUUCUAGAACAAGCAAUACGAGUAUCGAGAGACAAUUGUAUGUUUCUUAAGAUUGGUUGGCUCUGGCUCAUUUUGGCCUGGCUAUUUAAUCUGUGGCACCUUAGGUUAACACCCUCUUCUUAUUACUGAAUCCUAACAGAUUUCAGUGCUGAGAGAGCCUUAUUUCAGUCAAACUGAAUGUGAAUUGGAUGUGUGCAGGAUUCGGCCAUUUUUGAAUGGACUGGCUUUAAUCAAAUGGACCUUCUACGUCCGUGUUUGAAUCCAGUUUAGGACCCACCGUCCAUAAGACUUUCUAAGCGUUGCUGUUACACGAGAAAAGCAAAAAACUCAACACUGUGGCAACGUUUCCACUGUUUAAACCAAGCGGCUUCGAUAAAAACAGGGUUGGUAUCGCUGCUUCCUAGAUCCACUCGACAUGCCAAGUAUUCGAUGCGCGUUACGCCGCCAGUUGCCAUUUUCAUGAAAUGAUCACUGGCUUUAAACACCAUGAGGUGUAGUCUUUACAAACGAAAAGCCACAAAUCAAUGCACUAUUUAAUCGAACCUCGCUUGAAAAUGUGAAGACAUCUAAUUCAGAGUUUCAUCAGUGGAAACGUAGCGACAGGUUGUGUAGUGCAGCACCCAGUGUCCGAAUACGAGUGUCUGUGUGCGAGUGCAAAAUUGAACAGGGGUCAUAUGGAGUCCUGUAUACCUCAUCGACAUAUCUGCAAAUAUACUUAUCCUGUCUUUAAGUUGAACGUGUAGGAGAGACCGUCACCAGCAAAUGCUUGGGACCAUUGCAGGGUCUUCAUCAUCCAGAUCGCGACUCGCUUGCAUAAACACCUUAACGCUCUGCUUCAAGCCUGAAUCGUACCGCGGUGUUACCAAGACAGUGGUCUAGUCAGAAACGCAAGGCAUUUUAAGUAGCAUUAUUCCUACCUCUGUAUUACAGCUUAAUGCAUCAAAAUCUCCACCUGUUGCGUUUGCAAAACGGAAAAAAAAUGUAUGUAUAUGGAACAAAUAUAUAACUUAUAACCAACAAUCGGUGAUACAAGACGAACAGUGUUUGACUGUGUCUAUCUGUGUGUGUAACAUGGUAUUUAUAAGUGUAACACAACAGAGUACCACUGGAAUGUGAAGCCAGACUGUGUUAUUUUUCUCUUGACCUUUUUCCCCAUAUUUCAAAUGAUGUCAUAAGUGUCUUGCCGCUAUCGCUCUUGAAAUUGAUCUGUUUUUUAUUUUCAAACAAAACAGGGAAAAAUAACAGCCUAUACUAACUGGCAUUUGCAUUUGUACCCAUUUUUCCCCCUUUUUGUUUUCUGUUUAUUUCACUUCUAAAUGUUCACUGUGAGCGCUCUGAACUCAAGUUUACAGCUCUUCAUGGUAUGUACGUGUAUCUGGUUGAGUUCAGUAGAGUGCAUGGGUGGUUGUGUGACUUUGGUACUGAAGCAACAACUAAAUUUUCUACUGGUGUCGGGGGCUCGAAAGGGGGUCGGUUGUUUUGAGUUAUGCACAUUCAUUCUGUACUUAAACAGGGGUAUGUAGAGUUCCCUAGCCUUACGCCCUUCAAAACACUAAACCGGGUCACUAACCCGUGUUCGAUAUCAGCCUCCCUGCCAUUUUUGUAUUUCUGUACGUAUCCAUUUGGAACAGACCCGAAGAAGGAGAACCCUCACCCUUUCAACCCCACAAAAGACCUCAAGCCAUUCAUUUCCUUGUGUGACAAUGCAAUCCAGACAGCACUUUGCCUUGUUAAUUCAUAGUAUGAGCUUGUGAAUGGUUACUUACCGAUGUGAAACUCUGUAUGUGUAUCUAAGUAAGAAAGAACAUAAUCAUUUUUAAUUUCACCCUAUUAAAAAUGAAUUGGUCUCUCUGACUUUAAAGACAAAAAAAAUCCCAUGUUUUUUGUUAAGUCAGGUUUAUGAACUGCUGCAGCCAGUAGGUCUCGUCAUUCAGUAUCGUGGCUUAGAAUUGGUAAUGUUUAAAUAAAAUGCUAUUGCUACAUACAAAGUU